AUGACGAGUGGUAUGCGGAUCGAUCAUUGCUAUCGGCCGAUGUUUUUGCGACCCAAAGAGAUCAAUGAAAGAAUAUCCAUGAUCAAUGCUGUGGCCAACGACUUCGUUGAGCGAUUACACCAUCUUAGAGAUCAAAAUGGAACAAUACACAACAUUGAAAGGGAACUUUCUUAUUGGGGCGUGGAGUCAAACUCUUCAUUCCUGUUUAAUCGACGCCUUGGCUUCUAUGAGAAAACACCAGAUGCAGAUGUUCUCGUGUUUUUCGAGGCAGCCUACAAAAUGCACGAUAACGUUGGAGUUCUCAUUGAUAUGGGUCCAUUUCACAAAGAGUCGAAGAGUGGGGAAGACCCGAUUGAAAAAACGACGUCGGUCGCUGAUCAUGUAUUUGCGAAACGGAAAUUGACAGAAGAAAGUCUCACUAUGCUUUGUGGUUUAAUGGCGGCUGGAGUUGAUACCAUCAGUACGACAUCGUUGUGGCUCCUAUACUUACUCUCUCGAAAUCCAGACAAACAAGAGAAACUUUAUCAAGAACUAAAACCCUUUGAUUCUCACGAAGAUAUAUCCGUUAAUAAGACCGUCUCGUACCUCAAAGCAGCCUUGAAAGAGUCGCUACGCCUGCACCCAGUCGCUUCCAUUUUCAGCCGCGUAUUCACCCAAGAUAUCGAGCUUCAUGGUUAUCACAUACCAGCAGGAGUAAAUAUCCUGUUUCAAAAUCAUUUAGGGUCGAUUGAUGAGCGCAAUUUUGGCGAAGAUGCAAAACAGUUUGUGCCAGAAAGAUGGCUUCGUGAUCUUGAUACUGAAAAUUUGAAGAGUUUUGAUCCCCUCGGUUCAUUGCCAUUCGGUCACGGUGUGAGAAUGUGUUUAGGACGGCGAGUAGCAGAGGCAUAUAUCUACACGUUAUUGAGCAAGAUAUUCAUAAAAUACCGAGUAGAGUUGUCUAGUAAACAGAGUGAUGUAAAUCCGAUCUUGAAUGGAGGACUUAUGAGGCCAGAUCGGGAAAUUUCAUUCAAAUUUCUAUUGAGAUAG
Messenger RNA from Dendronephthya gigantea, 1026 nucleotides. Its product is annotated as cytochrome P450 10-like. The record is from RefSeq and is a predicted model, not a curated record. Gene Ontology annotation, cellular component: mitochondrial inner membrane. Lineage: Eukaryota; Metazoa; Cnidaria; Anthozoa; Malacalcyonacea; Nephtheidae. Gene Ontology annotation, biological process: cellular response to peptide hormone stimulus; glucocorticoid biosynthetic process; cholesterol metabolic process. Gene Ontology annotation, molecular function: oxidoreductase activity, acting on paired donors, with incorporation or reduction of molecular oxygen; monooxygenase activity; iron ion binding. The coding region runs from base 1 to 1026 and encodes 341 amino acids. The transcript is spliced from 2 exons.